AUGGUUGUUUUCUUCAUUGCUUUUUGCAAAUCUUUCUUUCUUUCUUUCUUUUCGCUUAAUUUUCUUUCCGCUUUCCCUUCCUUUAGUCUUUCCUUCUUACUUUCUUUUCGCUUAAUUUUCUUUGCGCUUUCCCUCCAUUUAUUCUUUCUUUCUUUAUUUCUUUAUUUCUUUCUUUCUUUCUUUCGUUUUAUUUUCUUUUCACUUCCCUCUAUUUAUUUUUUCUUUCUUUCUUUCUUCCAUUUUUUUCUUUUUUCGUUUUAUUUUCUUUCCUUUCUUUCUUUCUUUCUUUCUUUCUUUCUAUCUAUCUAUCUAUCUAUCUAUCUAUCUAUCUAUCUAUCUAUCUAUCUUUGUUUCUUUGUUUCUUUGUUUCUUUCUUUGUUUGUUUCUUUCUUUCGUUUUAUUUUAUUUUCACUUCCCUCUAUUUAUUCUUUCUUUCUUUCUUCCAUUUUUUUCCCUUUCUUUCAUUCUUUCUUUCUUUCUAUCUUUCUUUCUUUCCUUCUUUCUUUCUUUCUUUCUUUUCCCUUUAUUUUCUUAGUGCUUUCCUUCCAUUUAUUCUUUAUUUCUUUCUUUCUUUCUUUUCAUGUUAUUUACUUUGGGUUUUCGUUUCCUUCAUUCUUUCUUUCUUUUCUUCUUUCUUUCAUUUUAUUUUCUUUUCUUUCCGCUUUCGCUCCAUUUAUACUUUCUUUCUUUUUUGCGUAUUAUUUUCUUUAUGCUUUCCUUCCAUUUAUUCUUACUUUCUUUCUUUGA
This is a messenger RNA of Acanthosepion pharaonis, 747 nucleotides long. The record is from the annotation of a GenBank genome assembly. NCBI's taxonomy places the organism in Eukaryota, Metazoa, Mollusca, Cephalopoda, Sepiida, Sepiidae.